Messenger RNA from Pyrus x bretschneideri (Chinese white pear), 515 nucleotides. RefSeq names its product 40S ribosomal protein S30. The record is from RefSeq and is a predicted model, not a curated record. NCBI's taxonomy places the organism in Eukaryota, Viridiplantae, Streptophyta, Magnoliopsida, Rosales, Rosaceae. The coding region runs from base 146 to 334 and encodes 62 amino acids. Gene Ontology annotation, molecular function: structural constituent of ribosome. Gene Ontology annotation, biological process: translation. The transcript has 3 exons. Gene Ontology annotation, cellular component: cytosolic small ribosomal subunit; ribosome.
UUGUUAUAUUCGAUAAAUAUAGCAAACAGAAGCGCAAAACAGAACGACCUUGACCCUAUAUAGUCCACUUCUCCGCCUCCGCCAAAACCCUAAAUCGCAAACAGAAGCGCGCUAACACACAGAGCAGCAGCAUCACCGAUCAGCCAUGGGCAAGGUUCACGGAUCGCUCGCACGUGCCGGGAAGGUUAGGGGUCAGACUCCGAAGGUGGCGAAGCAAGACAAGAAGAAGAAGCCCAGAGGCCGCGCCCACAAAAGGCUGCAGUACAACAGGAGAUUCGUCACAGCCGUUGUUGGAUUCGGGAAGAAGAGGGGGCCGAACUCUUCCGAGAAGUAAGGUUGCUCUGUGAGGACUUUUACUGGUUUUUAAUGAGGGAUUAGUUUCAUUUUAAAUAUGGAUUGUGAAAUUUUGUAGCAGUUCAAUUAGCUACUGGUUAUGUUUAACUUGUACCCUUUAGGAGCACUCUCUAUGAUAUUCAGAUUGGGAAAUGCUUAUUAAUAUGUUCUACUUUUGACCA